Lolium perenne is the source of this 1339-nucleotide messenger RNA. RefSeq names its product probable protein phosphatase 2C 45. Gene Ontology annotation, molecular function: protein serine/threonine phosphatase activity; cation binding. Lineage: Eukaryota; Viridiplantae; Streptophyta; Magnoliopsida; Poales; Poaceae. The record is from RefSeq and is a predicted model, not a curated record. Gene Ontology annotation, biological process: protein dephosphorylation.
UCCACUAUAGAAAUGGACCAAUCCCCCCAAAUCCCCCAAAUUUGACUCCUUUCACGCCCAAUUUUGUUUCUUUCUACCCCCUGCCCUCGUCGCGUCCGGCUCUGGUCUAGGCGGCGCGAUGGGGUACCUCAGCACGGUGAUCGGCCACCCCACCGACGGAUCGCCGGUCAGCGGCGGCGGCCUCAGCCAGAAUAGUAAGUUUAGCUACGGUUAUGCGAGCUCUCUUGGGAAACGGGCUUCCAUGGAAGACUUUUAUGAGACAAGAAUUGAAAGUGUCGACGGGCAGCUUAUUGGGUUAUUUGGAGUUUUUGAUGGUCAUGGUGGUGCUAAAGUAGCUGAGUAUGUCAAAGAGAACCUCUUCAGCCAUCUUCUUAGGCAUCCAAAGUUCAUGAGUGAAACAAAAGUGGCUAUAGACGAUUCUUAUAAAAGUACCGACAGUGAUUUCUUGGAAUCUGACAGUACUCAAAACCAGUGUGGGUCAACUGCAUCGACUGCUGUACUUGUCGGCAAUCGUCUCUUUGUCGCAAAUGUUGGAGACUCUAGGGCUAUCAUAUGCAGGGGAGGAAAUGCUGUACCCGUUUCAAAAGAUCACAAACCUGAUCAGACAGAUGAGCGGCAACGCAUCGAAGAAGCGGGAGGUUUUGUGAUGUGGGCAGGAACGUGGCGUGUUGGUGGUGUACUUGCUGUUUCUCGCGCAUUUGGUGACAAGCUCUUGAAGCAGUAUGUAGUUGUGGAUCCAGAGAUCCGGGAGGAAAUCGUUGAUGAAAGUCUGGAGUUUCUCAUCCUUGCAAGCGAUGGACUGUGGGAUGUGGUCUCUAAUGAGGAGGCUGUCGACAUGACCCGAUCGAUACAAGACCCAGAGGAAGCCGCAAAGAGGCUCCUGCAAGAGGCCUACGUGAGGGAGAGCAGCGACAACAUAACAUGUGUCGUCGUGCGCUUCUUUCAUGGUCAAGGGAGUAGCGGGCCUGCUUAAAGCCAUCACGAAGGUCUACUCUCAUGUGGCUGUUGUACUAUGAUGACACAUGCACGCCUUAAUUGAUGCUCCACGGUUUUAACGGAGAGCAGCUGGAAGGACACGUGCGCUCUGAUGUGAGAACAUGACUCAGGAACGAGUGUACCUUAGCCUUAGGUUAACAAUAAAUUUGCUAGUGAUUGUUCACCGUAGUUCUGUCGCAGAUGUUGUUGAUCUUACGAUUGUUGUGUUUGUUGUUGAUUGUGCCCAACCAUGUCUGGUGUAAUAUCCAAAACUGCCCUCAUGUGACAUGUGAGUGACUAUUGUUGUACUGAAGUGUAGCGAAUGAUAAAUGUAUUUGAUUUGUCGGAUGUAACUCGAUUUCAA